Molecule: messenger RNA, 6443 nt
Organism: Poecilia latipinna (sailfin molly)
Lineage: Eukaryota; Metazoa; Chordata; Actinopteri; Cyprinodontiformes; Poeciliidae
Product: trichohyalin
Exons: 3
Coding region: 142-6363 (2073 amino acids)
Molecular function (GO): GTP binding
Source: RefSeq, a predicted model, not a curated record
UCCUCUUUUCAUCUCAAUCAGUUGUCGGUUUGUGUCCGUUUUGUGUCACAAUGACUUUAGAGAAGCUCUUCCGGUAAAAGUACACACAGGAACCAAAAAAAAAAGGGGAAGAGGAACAAGAGGAGGAAGGUGGACAGAGAGAUGGACUCGACAGAUGAGAACUGCAGUGCAGCUGCAGAGGCGAACGGAGAUGAGAGUCUGCCGGCUGCCAUGAACGUCCAACACCCUCCGGUCUCCCCGGGCACGCCACCCGCCCUCCAAGAACUCAGAGUGGUCCUGCUGGGCAGAAAGGGAGCCGGCAAGAGUGCCGCAGGGAACACCCUGCUGGGAGGAGUGGGCGGCUUCGAGAGCGGGAAGCCCACGGAGGAGUGCGUGAAAAGGCGAGCGGAUGUUGUUGGCAGGAAAGUCACAGUGGUGGACACACCGGGCUGGGAGUGGUACUACCCACUCAACAGUACCCCCAACUGGGUGAGGAGGGAGACUCUGAGGAGUGUGACCCUGUGCCCUCCUGGACCCCAUGCCGUGCUCCUGGUAGUUCGCUCCUGCGCUUCCAUCACAGACAGCUACAUCCAGGAGAUAGAGGAGCACCUGGAGCCGCUGGGAAGGGACGUGUGGGAGCACACCUUGGUGCUUUUCACCAGGGGAGACGAACUGGGCCUGACCACCAUGGAGCAGCGCAUCCAGACCAGCGGCUCCGGGCUCCAGAGACUCCUCCAGAAGUGCAGCAGCAGGUACCACAUCGUGAACAACUACAGCAAAGGAGACGGGACGCAAGUGAAGGAGCUGAUAAGGAAGCUGGAGGCGAUGGUGGAUGGAAAGAAAGGAGGAAGGAGUCAUCUGGAGCUGGACAACGGAGUCCUGUUGGGGCUGGAGGCGGACGGGAAGAGGAGAGCCAGGGAGAGGAGGAAGAAGCAGAGGCAGAUGGAGGCGCAGAUGCAGAGAGGGACCAUCAAAGCCGCUCUCAUGAGUGAUGGACCCCAGGGUUCGGAACUGGAUGCACAUCAGUCCUUCUCCAAGGCUCCUCGGCGGCUCCCCGAGGUCAGACUGGUUCUACUGGGAGAGCGUGAGACUGGGAAGAGCUGUGCUGGGAACGCCAUCCUUGGGAAAACGGGUUUCUUCGAAGCGGGAGCGGUGACGGAGGAGUGUGUCCGCCAGCAGGCGGAGGUGGCCAGGGUGAUGGUGACCGUGGUGGACACGCCGGGCUGGGAGGCAGGAGUGGCCGGUGCCACCCCGGAGCGGGUCAAACGGGAGAUCAUGUGCAGCGUGGCCCUGUGCCCUCCGGGGCCUCACGCCCUGCUGCUGACUCUGAGGGUGGACACUCUGGUGAGGGCGGGACACGUCAGGGAGCACCUGGAGCUUCUCGGAGAGGGUGUGUGGAGACACACGAUCCUGCUGUUCACCCACGGCGACCAGCUCCGCGAGGGGGUGGACAUCAAGCAGCACGUCCAGAGCGGAGGCAGGGACCUGCAGUGGCUGCUGGAGAAAUGCAGGGGCCGGUACCACGUGAUCGGCAGCGGAGACGGAGGAGGACGAGGCAGCGGGGGGUCCGCAAAGGUGACGGAGCUCCUGGAGAAAGUGGAAAAGAUGGCGACGAUGAACAGAUGCGAAGCUUUUUCCUGCGUGGUGCAGGAAGUUAGGGAUCUGAGCCUCCAGAGGAACGAAAAGUUCAACCAGCGGCUGAAGGACAUUGUGGACAAGAUGGUUCGUCAGGAGGCUGAGUUGAAGAAGUUGAGGGACAGGGAGGUGAAGAGCAUCAGGUGGUUCUUUGACAGGAAGAAGAAGGUGAAGUCGCCAGGAAAGGCCGAUGUUCAAAGAGAGGAGGAGGACGAUGAGGACAGACGGGUCGGUGAAAUGAGAAACGACUUUGGCGAUCUGGAGGAGAGGAUGAGAUGGCUGACGGAGGACAGAGAGAGGGAAAUUCAGGACCUCAGCCUCGAAAACGAGAGGAUCCGAGUGGCACUAAACCAACGGCAACAAGAGAAACACGAAGCAGAGCUGAACCUGGAGCUGAAAGAGAGGGAGAUCGAGGAGCUGAAGGAAAGGACUGACGAGCAGCAGCUGAAGCUCCUCGAUCUCGAACGCACCUGCGUUGAGUCCGAACACGAAAGGAAGCGACGGGAGGAUGAAAUCAGAGCAGAGAGACAGGAAUGGAGGAAAAAACUUGAUGAGAAGGAGAAAACUGUGGCGGUGCUUAAAAAGGAGAAAGAAGAGUGGAUUGAACGGUUUGAAGCUUUACAAGUAAAACUGGAGCAGAUUGAAACACACUAUACUGAUUCUCUAAGAAAGGAAGGAGAGAAAAUCAGGGAGAUGGCAGAGAGGGAGGAAAAACUGAUGAAAGAGAUGGAAAAUCAAGACAAGCAGCUGGAAGGACUAAGGAGGAAAGCUGCAGAGGAAAAGCAGACGAUGCUUGAAAACUUUAACAUGUUGGAAAAAAGCAUGGAGGAGCUGAAACUACAACACCAAAAAGAAAUGGAGGAGAAAGAAACUCAGGUAAAAGACAUAAAACUGCGGCAUGAAGAAGAGAUGACCAGAAAAACUACUGAGAGCGAAAGAAACAUUGAGACAAUGAGAGUUCAGCAGCAACAAGAAGUUCAUAAGACAUUAAAAGAAAAAACAAAUGACAUUGAACGACUCAAGCAGCUGCACGAGGAGGAAAUUAAAAACAUGAGGGAAGAACAAGACAAACGGGUAGCACAGUUAAAUGAGAAAUUUGCAAAAGAGAAAAGUGAACUUCUGGAGACAAAAAAAAGAGAGUUAGCAGAACUAAAACAAGCACAUCUUACUCAGAUGGAAGCAAAAGAGCAAGAAGGUGAGACAAACAAAGAGACGAUUCAACUACAGCACAAAAAAGACCUGGAAGCACAUGUUCAAGAGAAAAACAGAGAGCAGGAGGCCUUGAAGCUGAAACACCAAGGAGAAAUGGCUACAAAAAUAAACGAGAUGUUUAAACUCAUGGAGGAAAGAGAAGUUGACCGCAAGAAGGAAGUCAGUAAGAUAGUCAAAGAAAAGGAAGAGGAAGUCAAAAAGGUCAGACAGGAAUACACAGAAAUACUAAGCAAGCUGGAGGGAGAGAGACAGAGAGAAAGAGAGGAGCUGAAGCAACAAAUAGAAGAAGGAGAGCAGGAAAAACAGAGACGGAUAAAAGAGUUACAGGAAAAGUUUGCUGCCCAAACAGAAGAAAUUAGGCGAGAACGGGCAAGCAUGUCGCAAGAUCUGCAGCAGAGUCAAAGAGAAACUGACGAAGUAAAAUGUGAACUGGAAAAGCAAGUUGAAAGCAGGGCAGCAGAGAAAGAAAGGCACAAGAAAGAGUUGCUGCAAAAGGAGAGAGAGAUUAAGGAAAUGAAAGCGAAAAUUAAAGAAUUGAGAGAGACAAUCCAGCAGAAAGAAAAUAGAGAGAAGGAGUUUCUGAGUGAAAUUGAAAACAGGAAAACGGACAAAGAAAGAUGCAAGAAAGAGUCGGAGCAACAGAUAGAGGAAAUGAAGGAGAAGCUCAAAGAAACAAAAGAGAAGAUGCAGCAAACAGACGAAAGGGUGAAAGUCCUUUUAAAUGACAUGAAAACAAUCGGACAACAACUAAAAGAAAAAGAGGAAGAAACUGAGGAGAUGAAAUUAACUGUUAAAGAAAUGAAGGAAGAAAUCAGAGAAAAGGAAGAGAAAGAACUCGUUUACCUGGAGUGUAAAAAAGACUCGGAGCAGAAACUGGAGAGAAAAGACCAAGAAGCUGAAAAGAUGAAGGAGCAAAUAAAGGAGCUCAAGCAACACUUGCAGCAGGCAAAUGAGCAAAGAGAGAAAGACGGCUUGAGCAAGAAGAAGAUGCAGCAAACCCUGGAAGAAAAUGGCCGAGCGAUAGAAAAGUUGCAACAGCACAUAAAGGACAUCGACGAGAUUCUGCAGAGAAAGGACGAGGAGCGGGGCGAAAUCAUCCUGAACCAGAAGAAGGAGGCCGAGCAACGCCUGCAGGACACGGAGCGAAGGAUGGAGGAGAUGAGGCAAGAGUUUCUGGAAGACAUGGAAAGCAAACUGAAAGAGAAGGAGAUAGAGAAUGAAAGCAUCAAACAGCAGGCUGACUCCAGGGAGGCAAAAUGGAGGGAAGAGCUGAAGAAGACAGAGGAGAGAGGAGUGAACGAGAUAAACAAGCUUCUGGAGAUCGUUGAGAAGAAGAUGAAAGAAAUAGCACAAGCAGAAAGAUGUCUCGCAGAGAAAGAGGGAGAGGUCGACGAGCUGAAAAGACUAUGCUCAAACUACUGCAAAGACAUAGGCGAGUUGAGAGAGUGCAAUGAAAAGUAUACACUUAGUAUAGCUGAGACACAGCAACGCCACGCAGAGGAAGAGAAGAAAAUCGAGGCAGAAAUGACGGAAAAGCUGCAGGAGAAAGAGCAAGAGCUCAAACGUCUGCUGCAAAAGGACAAAGACAACGAGAAGGAGCUCGUCCAGCUGAGGCUGACCAUCGAGCAGACCAAGUCAGAGCUGAAAGAGCUCACCGAGAGAAUGGAGAAGGAGAUGACGAGCCUGAUUCAGGAGUACGAGAAAGAGCUCAAAGAAAAGACGGAGAACAUUGAGGCCGUCGCGAAGGAGAAGGAGAAUCACGAGCAAAGUGUUCGGGUUGUCACAGAGAAAUACGAGGAGAGCCAAAAGAGAGUGGAGGAGCUGCAAGAGCACAACGAAAAGAUGAGAAAAGAGACCGAAAAUCUCAGCGUCAAGUGUGAGGAGAUGAGGAAGAAGAGUGAGGAAGAGGUUAGGGAGCAUAUAGCAACAUGUGAGGAGAAAGUAAAGAGCUUAGAAGCUGUCGUUAGGGAGAGAGAUUCAGAGGUGAAAGCAUUACAAGAAGCCAACAAUAAACUUCUAGGAGAUUUGGUAGAGAUUAGAGCAAAGGAAGACAGGAACAAGAUUCAGAUAAAUGAGCUGAUGGAGAAACAAAAAGAGCAGGCAGAGAAAUAUGAUGAAGAAUGUUUAAACAGAGAGAAAUUAGCCAAGGACAGAGAGCGAGCUGUGAGGAGAGAGGAAGAAGAGCUGAGCAAAAGAAGAGACGACCUCAGUGCAAAACAGAAAGAACUUGCUGAAAUGGAGAUAAAGUUGAAAAAUCAAGAAUCUGAGCUUCAAGAACUCCAAGCUAGGCUAGAGAUAAGAGAAAAAGAAGCAGAGGAAAUGAAUAAUCAAAUGAUAGAGUUGAACUUAACAAAGCAGGUUAUCAGGAAGAAGGAAAAGGAGCUGGAUGCUCUGCUUGGAGCGCUGGAGGGCAAACAGAGAGAACUGAGCUCUCACGGUCAAGACCUCCAGAAGAAGGUCAGAGGUCUGAAGGAUCAAGGGAAGGAGCUGAAGGACAGAGAGUGCUACCUAAAGAACGAGGAGCAGGAGCUGCUCAACUGGAAGUCAGAGCUGCUGGUGCAGAACGAGUACGUCAACUGCACAACGCAGGAGCUGGACGAGAUUCGCCGGGAUAUGGCUUUGCUGAAGGAGGAGCUCCGUACCAGGGAGAUGAAGCUCAAGGAGUCGCUCAAAGACAUGAACAAAUGGGAGCUGAAUCUCAAAAAACGAGAGGAAGCUUUGGUCAGGAGGGAGCAAAUGUCCGAUGACAGCAUUGACGAAACGGGGUCUUUCCAUCUGUUGGCCGAAGAUAACUUGCCUUUGAUGGACCAAGAAGUCAAGGAUGGGAGGGCAAAGGGAAGAGGGAAAGAGUCAGCCGUAGAAGAUACUACUAGCCCCACAGAGACAAAUGAAUGUCACUUUGAAACACUCUUAGAAACACAACAGACUGAAGGAAACAAGAAGAUCAGCAGUUUAAGGUCCCUACCAAACCACAAAGACCCGGGAUGCGACUUGAGAGUGAUGGUCCUGGGAGAGACGUGGUCUUCUCGCUCCCCAGCCGGAGUCACCAUCUUAGGCGGAGAGGCGUCCAAGUUCAGCGGGUCUGACUUCAGGCCCUGGAGAGGUCAGAUAGCCGGGAGGCGCCUGGCUGUCGCAGAGCCGCUGGGUCUGAAGUGGCGAGACGGACCCGAUGCGACCGAUUCGGCGCAACGGAAGAGCAUCCUAGAAAGUGUCUCCUGGUGCCGCCCGGGCGCUCACGUCGUCCUCCUGCUCGUUCCCGCCUUCCUGACCUGCACGCGGAAGUACAGGAGGGCCGUGGAGGAGCACGUGGGCUUGCUCGGGGAGGACGUCUGGAGGCGCACGUUGGUGCUUUUCACCUGGGGGGAGAUUCUGGGUGAGAGCGUGGAUCAGCACAUCCUGAGGAACGGGGAACUGAUGGGGCUCAUAGAGAGGUGUGGCGGCAGAUACCAUGUGCUGACGAGCAAACAAAACAACUCAAAGAUCAAGGCGUUAUUUGAAAAGAUGGAAGAUAUAGCAGAUUUAACUUUAGGAAUGUGAGGACUGAUUAAUAAUUAUUGUUUUCUUGUGUAUAAUAUGUAAAUAUGUUUGAAUAAAAGUACCUAAAAGUCUAACAGUCU